CGUCCUUCUCAAGUUGACUGCAGAGUAGUCCUGAUUCCAGCUGGCUUCUGGUUUCAAAAUUCAAAAUUCUAAGUCCUAUAAAUAAUCUCUUAGUUUCUCUCCAAUAUUAUGACUACCAUAGCUUCCAACGAGUUCAAAGAUGAGAAGGCACCCUACCCAACUCCUUGCCUCUCUCUUGUUCUUUCUCUUUCCCACGAUUUUCUUCAUAGAAAAGGGCAUGGCACAGAACACAACAAUACCAGUUAAAGUGGGAGUGGUUCUGGACUUGGAUACAUGGGUUGGGAAGAUGGGGUUGAGCUGCAUCUCCAUGGCCCUCUCAGACUUCUAUGCCUCUCAUGGCCACUACAAAACCAGGGUGGUUACAAAAGUCAGAGAUUCCAAAAGAGAUGUUGUUGGUGCAGCUGCAGCAGCUGUUGACCUCUUGCAAAAUGAGGAAGUGGAAGCCAUAAUAGGGCCGGGAUCAUCGAUGCAGGCCAACUUCAUGAUCGGUCUUGGAAGUAAAGCUCGGGUGCCCAUCAUUUCAUUUUCUGCAACAAGUCCCUCUCUUUCUUCGCUUCAGAGUCAAUAUUUUAUCCGAGCUACCCUAAAUGACUCAGCUCAAGUACCGGCAAUUAGGGCAAUAGUCCAGACCUUUGGAUGGAGAGAAGUUGUGCUUAUUUACGUUGACAACGAGUAUGGCAAUGGAGUCAUACCGUCUCUGACUAGUGCCUUCCUGGAGGUGGACGCCCAUGUGACCUACUGGAGCCCCAUUCAUCCAUCAGUAACUGACGAUCAACUUGUUGAAGAACUUCACAAGUUGAUGAGGAUACCAACUAGAGUUUUCAUUGUGCAUAUGCUUACGCCUCUUGGCUACCGGCUUUUUACCAAAGCAAAUGAGGCUGGAAUGAUGGAAGAAGGCUAUGUUUGGAUACUAACUGAUGGGAUAACCGACUUCUUGAGUACUUUGAACGCUUCAGCCAUUGAUUCGAUGCAAGGGGUGUUGGGCGUCAAGCCCCAUGUUCCAAGAACCAAAGAGCUUGAAAGUUUUAAAAUCAGAUGGAAAAAGAAAAUACAAGAAGAAUAUCCAACCAAUGAAAUCUCUGAGCUGAAUAUUUUUGGACUCUGGGCCUACGAUGCUGCUUGUGCACUAGCCAUGGCAGUUGAAAAACUUGGCGCGGGAAACUUCAGCCUCCAAAAGACUAACAUUUCCAGAGAUUCAACCGGUUUUGAGAGUAUUAGAGUUUCCCCGGUUGGUCCAAAUAUUCUCCAUUCACUAUUAAGUACUCGAUUUAGAGGCCUUAGCGGAGAUUUUCAAAUUGGAGAUGGGCAACUACGCACAUCAGCUUUCCAUAUAGUUAAUGUGAUUGGUGAAGGGGAAAGAGGGGUUGGAUUUUGGACACCAGAGAAUGGAAUUGUAAGAAGAUCGAAUUCUACUUCUAAGGCCAAUCUAAGAGCCAUUACAUGGCCAGGAGAAUCUCCUUCUGUUCCUAAAGGUUGGGUGCUUCCUACCAACGGAAAGAAGUUGAAGAUAGGAGUUCCAGUGAAGGAGGGUUUUAGUGAAUUUGUGAAGGUGACGCGAGAUCCUAUCACUAAUACAACAAAGAUCACUGGUUACUCUAUCGCUAUCUUCGAAAACGUAAUGGAAACAUUACCAUAUGCUGUUCCUUACGAAUACGUUCCCUUCGAGACACCUGAUGGAAAGGCUGCUGGUAGCUAUGAUGAAUUGAUAUCUCAAGUAUAUUUUCAGAAGUAUGACGCUGUGGUGGGAGAUAUUACUAUUCUAGCGAACAGGUCCUUCUAUGUAGACUUUACACUACCUUACACCGAGUCUGGCGUAUCAAUGAUCGUGCCCAUCAUCAAUAACAGAAGUAAAAAUGCAUGGGUCUUUCUGAAGCCAUUAACUUGGGACCUUUGGGUGACAAGCGCUUGUUUCUUUGUCUUCAUUGGCUUUGUGAUUUGGACUCUUGAACAUCGAAUAAAUGAAGAUUUCAGAGGGCCUCGUUCACAUCAAGUUGGCACAAUCUUCUGGUUCUCCUUCUCAACAUUGGUGUUUGCUCAGAGGGAGAGAAUUGUCAGCAACUUGGCUCGGUUCGUGAUGAUCAUAUGGUUUUUUGUGGUGACUGCCUCUCCAGCCACAAACUACCCGCCGAGUCCAUCAAGCCUUUCAGUCCAAACACAGAGUAAUUUUGCUUUCUCCAGACCUGUUACCGAAUAUGGUGAUCCAAUGAGUCCAAAUGGGCAGACAUCUCCUGAGACAGCAUUUGGUAUCGAGCUUGCCAAUUGAAAUCAAGAGCCGAAAGGAGCACCUGAAGUAGUUGAUGUGAAUAACUGAUUAUACCCAACUCUGUAUUUCAUAGAAAAGUAGCACCAUGACUCUGGCCCAAUUCAGUUGACGUGUUGAAUUGACGUCAACUCCAUGUGCAUCUUAUAAAGGAUCUGUGCCUGUAUGACUUAACGUAGAUGAUCAAGGGAAAAAAUUACUUAAGGAUGAUGGCCGGUACUGAUGUGCUGAUACCAAUACAUCAUAUUCAUAUAUUCGUAGCCCAAUUAUUAUUAUUAUU
Vitis vinifera (wine grape) is the source of this 2540-nucleotide messenger RNA. RefSeq names its product glutamate receptor 2.7. Gene Ontology annotation, molecular function: glutamate-gated receptor activity. Bases 140 to 2263 code for a protein of 707 amino acids. The transcript has 4 exons. NCBI's taxonomy places the organism in Eukaryota, Viridiplantae, Streptophyta, Magnoliopsida, Vitales, Vitaceae. Gene Ontology annotation, cellular component: membrane. The record is from RefSeq and is a predicted model, not a curated record.